Messenger RNA from Letharia lupina, 501 nucleotides. RefSeq lists its product as uncharacterized. The coding region runs from base 1 to 501 and encodes 166 amino acids. The transcript has 4 exons. The record is from RefSeq and is a predicted model, not a curated record. NCBI's taxonomy places the organism in Eukaryota, Fungi, Ascomycota, Lecanoromycetes, Lecanorales, Parmeliaceae.
AUGCCGUCUUCGGCACGGACUCUGAUUGAAGUGAGCCUUCUAGUCGAGCCACGAGGCAUGUUAUUCCAGACCGGUCAUGUCACUCCAAGUAUCGGGCCCGCCAUCGUCAAAACGCUCGAUCUUCUCGCCAAAUCUAACGUGAAGGUCUUUGGAACUAGGUCAAUCGAAGAUCUCGAGCGUCUUGCAGAAGUGAAAGAGAAGGUUCCAGACCUUGUCUCUACAAAAGACGAACUAGAGCUCUUUGUGGCGGUGGAGCAACUUGCGGAGGUGCAGAUGAAGGUGAGGUCGACGCGCAUGCAUAGGCUUCGGGAAUUGAAGCUUGGCCAGCUGAUUGCGUGCACGGAUUCGAAGCCAAUGACACAGCAGCCCAACGGUCGAUUUGUCCAGGCACAUACUGCCAGAGGCUCAUCAAUCAAGGACACGGGAGGCUCCAAGAAUUGUCUGGCAUCUAACGGAGGAAAAGCUACCUGGUUGAAAUGGACUAAUGGGCAUGGAAAUUGA